Messenger RNA from Naegleria lovaniensis, 1296 nucleotides. RefSeq lists its product as uncharacterized. The transcript has 2 exons. The record is from RefSeq and is a predicted model, not a curated record. The coding region runs from base 1 to 1296 and encodes 431 amino acids. Gene Ontology annotation, molecular function: GTPase activator activity. NCBI's taxonomy places the organism in Eukaryota, Heterolobosea, Eutetramitea, Acrasida, Naegleriidae.
AUGAGCGCCAAGAAAAAGCAAGAGCGAAACCAAGAAACUAUUCGUAAGCUGUCUCUCCUCAACGAUAACAAGGAAUGUAUGGACUGCGUUGUAAAGGGAACUCCCUACGUCAUCAUGGACUUUGGAAUUUUCGUUUGUACCUUCUGCUCAGGUGUACACCGUAAUUUCAACUUCAAGGCUAAAGGAAUUUCCAUGACAAACUUUGAAGACAAGGAUGUAGAGUUUUUUGAAACACACGGAAACAAAGUUGCUCAAGCCACAUGGAGAGCAAAAUGGGAUCCAACCAAGGUCCCAAAACCAAAAUCCACUGACGAGAAAGGAAUUAAGGACUUUAUUGAAAAAACUUAUGUAAAAAAGCUGUGGUAUGAUGCUAGCGGAAGUGUACCAACAAGCAAACCAUCAUCAUCUGUUGAAGAAGUGCCUGUACAACCCAUCGAAAAUAUUAUUCCAAAUCCACAAAAAGUUGAAGUUACAAGAUCAAAUCCUGUGAAACCACAACAACCAUCCACUGAUCUUUUUUCAUUUGAUGAACCCAAACCUGUUCAACCUGCUACAAAACCAACCACAAACACCAAUGCAGGAGGAUUGGAUAAUUUCUUCUCAACUAUACCAUCACACACUUCUCAAAAUAAUACUUUUGGUAAUGAUGAUAACUGGGGCUUCCCUUCUAAUCAACCUCAAACAACAAGUGCUCAACCAUCCAAACCAACUAUUAAUGUCGAUGAUUUAUUUGCUGGAUUUGGCAAUCCACAACCUCCACAACAACAAUGGGGUGGAAAUCAACAGCAAUGGGGUGGAAACCAACAAACAUCACAACAAUGGGGUGGCAAUCAACAACAAUGGGGAAAUCAACCUUCUCAACCAUCACAACAAUGGGGAAGUGGACAACAAUGGGGAGGUCAGUCUCAGCAAUGGGGAGGAAUGUCACAACAACAUCAAUGGGGUAAUCAGCCAUCCUCAAUGAGUCAACAACCACAAUGGGGAAGUGGCCAACAACAACAAUGGGGCAACCAACCACCUCAACAACAAUGGGGAGGUCAACAGACAUCACAACAAUGGGGAGGAAAUCAACAACAAUGGGGUAGCCAGCCAUCCUCAAUGAGUCAACCUUCACAAUGGGGUAGUCAGUCUCCACCGCAAUGGGGAAAUCAACCUCCUCAAAAGAGAAACCUUCAAGACUCUCCACCACCAAAUAGAGACCCAUUCAGUGGCUUGACAGGACUCGGAAACACAAGCACUCAAAAUAGACCAGGAAGCAAUCCACCACCCUCCAACAACAACCCAUUCGACUUUUAA